Molecule: messenger RNA, 3359 nt
Organism: Carassius gibelio (silver crucian carp)
Lineage: Eukaryota; Metazoa; Chordata; Actinopteri; Cypriniformes; Cyprinidae
Product: CUB and zona pellucida-like domain-containing protein 1
Exons: 13
Coding region: 868-3006 (712 amino acids)
Source: RefSeq, a predicted model, not a curated record
CUUUUCCUCUGAACUUUUUUAUAAGAAAUGUGCUGAAUGCCAUCCAAAGCUACUGUUUCUCUGAGUAAACAAGUCUAUUAAAAGGCAAUCUGUUUUAAUUCAAAAGCAACUUAACAAAAUCACUAUACUGAGCAUUAGGAUAACAAAUCAGUGCUGACUCGUGAGGAGAGAAGCCUACAUUCCCUUUCACUAUUAUAAACCUCAACCUCAUGUUGCUCAAUGGCCACAACCUUCUCUUCAGUUAAAGAGAAAGGCUGAUCUAAAAGUGUUUAUACAAACCUGUAUGACUUGUUUUUUCUUCUUUUGAUCACAAAAAAAGAUGUUAGGGUUUGACAGCCUUCACACAUGAAAAUGCAAGGCGUUAAAAUGCUUAACAUCUUCAGGCAAAAAAAGAAAGUAUAGAGGUUUAGAAAGACAUAAGGUUUAGUAAACGAUGGGCUAAUUUUCCUUUUUAUCAGAUGGUAGUGAUUCACGGACUGAAAUUUAAUCUGAAAAUCCUCUGAAAUAUCUGAUAUCAUGCUUGAGGAAUGUGAAUUUCCUCUUGAUUGGAAUACAGACUGUCAAAAAAAUUAUUUCUAAACAGUAUUUUAAUAUUCUUGUGCAAGAAAAAAUAAUUCAACAUGUAUUAAUUGAUUAAUUUGACAAAACUUAGAUUUUUUAAAAUGUUAAACAUGAUGAGAAUGUAUAAUGUUUCCAUCAUAGGAAGUCAAUAGUAAUAUAGUAACUGGAUAAAAAUAAUCUCUGUAUGUUGCUUUUAGAGGAAGCUAAUUCCUGUCAUUAAUCACGUGCAUGUCUUCAGCUGGUUUAACAAUUCAAACAAUAACUUAGAAACAGAAAGUAUGCACCCAUUUGAUUCCAUCAGACACAAUGGCACACAGCACAAUGUUGCUGCUGCUGAUCAGCUUGGCUCUCGCUCUGGGACCAGCCGUAGGUUUCUAUGGGGGUUCCAUGACAUUCACACCUGGAAACAGAUUUCCAGAUGGAUCAUUGGAGAUGCACUUUUACUACAGAGAGUCCAGUAUGGGUCCAUGUGGUUCUCAGGCUGACUGGAUCUGUGAGAGUGGAUCGUGUGGCAUCCUCACUAACACUGAACCUGUGGUGACCGACAGCACAGCUCAAAAUCUGUGGUGCCAAUCAGAGGUUCACAUUGCCACCAAUGUCACUAGUAAUGGUCCAUUCGUUCUGAGCUCCUCUGGUUGCUGCUGGAAGGAUAAUGUUCAUGGUGUCGGUGGAUGGACACUUCGCACUCAUGUUGACACUGGCCGUCGAUCUGACACUCAGUCUCCAAACAGAUCCCCAGUUUCAGCAGCAAUUCCAAACAUAAGGAUUCCUCAGAACUGCUUCCAGAACAUACAUUUGCUGGCACAUGAUCCAGAUAACGAUGUUGUGAGAUGCAGGUUUAAUGACGCCAACUGCACAGUGUGCCAUCAACAUCAAAACAUACAUCUUUAUCAGGAAUCAUGCACUUUGCACAGAGAAGAUUCUCUGGAAGUGGGUGUGCAUGUGUUUGAGCUCUUGCUGGAGGAUUAUCCCAUUUCCAACAUAACUCUGACUGAUGAAAAUGGGGUCUUCUCAGUCAGUAAUGCAUUCAAUGUCAGCAGUAACACAGCCGCUCUCAGUCAAGUGCCUCUGCAGUUUGCAAUUGAAAUUCUUCCACCAUCUCAGGGUUGUGUACCAGGUGUGAACAAACCAAGUUUCUUGACACCUACUCCUCUACAUGGAGAUGUGCAUCAUGCCGCUGUGGGAGAGGAGCAUGAGAUCACCCUGCGAGCACAGAUCUCCGACAACAGCAUCUUUGACUUCCAGGUCAGUGGCCCCUCUAAUAUGUCUAAGACCUUGACAAGUGAGAACAAUGGGGUUUUGGUUGCAACACUGACUUGGACUCCACAGAAGACGGAUUUGUACCGUCGUGUACCUGUGUGUUUCGCAGCAGAGGCACUUCACAGUCAGUCAGAAAUGAGGUGCAUCAUUGUGGCUGUGGCAAAAGCAAGGGUUCUUUCAGGUGAAGCAAAGGUCAUCUGUGACGAUAACAGUAUCAGCAUUGUAGUCAGUAAAGCCUCCAUGGAUGGGAUUGACCAGAACUGGCUCCAACUGCGAGACCCCACCUGCUCCCUUACCUCUAAUGCAACCCACAUCCUGGGCACGAUGUCCCUCAACACCUGUGGCACUACAAUGGAUGACUCUGGAGAUUUCAUCGUCUUCAAAAACGAGAUCAACUCCUUCGAGAACCAGAAUGCUGUUAUCACCAGACGCAAUCAAGUUAAAUUCGGCUUCUCCUGCCAGUAUCCCAAAAUGGCCAGCGUCUCCAACCGCUAUGUUAACCAUAAAUCUGACUACAUCUUCACUGAAUCUAGCUUUGGCACAUUUGGUUACUCGUUUGAAGUUUUCACCGACAACAGCUUCAGAAGUCAGGUGGAUCCCAGCCUGUAUCCGGUGCAGGUUCAGCUGAUGGACCAGAUCUACAUGGGCAUUGAAGCUCGUACUGCUCUACCAGAGGUCACUCUCUUCGUCGAGUCCUGCAGAGCCACUCCAGAAGACAAUCCAUUCAGUGCUGUCUUUUAUGACAUCAUCAAAGAUGGGUGUAUUUUGGAUGAUACAGUUAAAGCUUACCCAAGCAUCUCCACAAAGUAUGACUUUGAGAUCCAAGCUUUCAAGUUCACUGGAGGCUUUGAUGAGGUGUACAUUAGCUGCUCCGUGAUCCUGUGUGCAAAAGACAGCUUAAACUCCAGAUGUGCCCAAGGCUGCCUAAGUCAAGCAGCACGGAGACGUAGGCGAGAUGUGAGCCAAGAAACUGCCAGGCACUACAUCACCCAGGGUCCCUUGCGUGUGGCAAGACAGACUCAUAAUGCUGCAUCAAAAGAUGGUGGAUUUCUACACAUCAGCACAAGCACCGGGGUCUUUGCAGGACUCUUUGUUGUCUCCAUUGCCGUCUUGGUGGGGAUUUUGGUAUAUAAUGUCAGAAGAACAAGAUCUAUUGACCGCAUGCAUCUACUGUCCACUUUCUGAGAUCCUUUCGUGGCUAGUUUGAGUAGACGCACAAAGAACUAGAUUCUUUCAGUUUCUAGUGUAUCGCAUACAUAAGCAGUAAAUGAACAGGUUUUUUUUUUUUUUUUGGAGUAAAUGGUAUAAUCACACAACAAUGAUCUUUGGUGUGGCUGGUAUUAUACUAAUUCUUAGAUAUCAUCUUUUUUUUCCACUUAUUUCCUUCUUCACUUUCACACAACAUGCCUCACUGAACAUAACACCGUUAUUAGGAUAUAUAAUUACAAUACCAAGAAUGAGAUGGCAUUACAGUGCGGUUGGGAGAACAUAACCUUUACAAAUGAAUGUUGGUUUUAAAAUAAAAUGCACAUUUCAGG